This is a messenger RNA of Monosiga brevicollis MX1, 1646 nucleotides long. RefSeq lists its product as uncharacterized. Lineage: Eukaryota; Choanoflagellata; Craspedida; Salpingoecidae. Gene Ontology annotation, biological process: nuclear-transcribed mRNA poly(A) tail shortening. Gene Ontology annotation, molecular function: poly(A)-specific ribonuclease activity. Gene Ontology annotation, cellular component: nucleus; CCR4-NOT complex; cytoplasm. The record is from RefSeq and is a predicted model, not a curated record. The transcript has 3 exons. The coding region runs from base 167 to 1555 and encodes 462 amino acids.
AAUGUGCUGCCCAUUUUGGGUUGACCUCCUUGCGCUUUUGGCAUUGAAUAACGGGGGCGGUUGGUGCUGUGAGACUUGAGUGUUCGUGCACGGCACAGGCAAGGUGUGGCGCGGGGUGGAGUACAACUCGCUUGUGCGGUCAGUGGCAGUUUUCAAUCCGAGCAUCAUGGCAUUGCAUCACCAGCACCUCAAGCGUUGCCUGACGGCCAUCAAGGCCGUCGAUGAGCGACUCCACGUCAUUGAGAGCCAAGACAUGACCCAGCUGGAGCCCAAUCCCACCAACAUCCGACUUGUCACCUACAAUGUCCUGGCCGAUUGCUACGUGCGCCACCAUCUGCGCAAUGAGGAGAAGCGGAAGCAUUAUUUUGGUGACAUCCCGGAAGAGCAUCUCCAGUGGUCCCACCGCUGGCCCUGCAUUCAGCAGGAAGUUCGGCGCCUCAAAGGCGACAUUGUCUGCAUGCAAGAGGUGGAGUUUGCCAAGUUUGACGACGAGUUUUGUCCCUUUAUGCAAAGCCUGGGUUAUGAUCGAUGCAUCAUGCAAAACGAUACGAAUCGCGAGCCAGACCACCCGGUGGGCGUGGCAAUAUUUCUGCGCAGUGCGCGGUUUGAGGUUACCAAGGAGCACCAUCGCAGCCGGGCCUUGAUCCUGGGCCUGCAGGACCGUGUGACGUCGACAUCGCUAGCCCUUGCAAAUUGUCACCUUAUUGCGCAGGCAUCGCGGGAGGCUGAUCGACUGCGGCAGGCCGAGAGCGUGAUGCGAUUGGUCGAGCGUCUCAAUGCGGACGCGACUGUAGUGCUGGGCGACUUUAAUGAUGAGGAACAUACCCGAUGCGUUCGGUAUGUGCUGCAGCAAACGCUGGCUCUGCGCGCGGGCGCACCGCAUGCCCAGGCGCUCGAGGCGCAAGGACAAAGCGUGUUUGCAAGCACCAGUAGCUCCGGCGGCCCUGAAGGAGAAGCGCCAGCUGAAGAGGAGAGCGACGCCGAGGGGGACGCUACAGAGGCAACCGAAGCGAGUGCGGCGGCAGACGAAGUGGUGGCAUCCUUGGACGGACACCGGUUGCUCAUGUACUCGGCGUACGAGAACGUCGACCUGUUCACGUUUGUGGCCCGCUAUCUCGUGUCUCGGAUGGACCACGUGCUGUUGUCGAGCAACUGUGAGCUGGUGGCACGGCACGCCCCGUUUGCACCCGAGACGCGGGACGCAGUGUUGGCACAUCUUUUGCCCAGCGCGCAGCAUGGCUCGGACCACUUACCGGUGGCCGUGGAGGUUCGGAUUGAUCGGGAGGUGGUGUGUCGGGCAGCCACACCAGAGACAGAUCGGGUAGAUCCAGCUCUAUACAUGACGUCGGAGCUGGUGGCCGAGUGGCAGCAGCUGUUGCGACAGGCCCCGCCUCGGCCGAAGGGUGGCAAGCCAACAGGGGCAGAGCUCGCCCGGCUCAAAGCCUUUGCAGAGGAUAAGCGGCAGCUUUUAGCCACGCUGCCGGAAUCGGCGCGCCCCCUGCUCAAACGCGUCACGCUUGAGACAGAUCCUGCGACGGUUGUCAAGAGCAGUUGAUGAUACAUUCGUGGCCUUUCCGUCGCGUCGUGGGCAUUUGUGUGCAUGUGUAUGCGCGCGCGCGCGUGCUCAAUUUAGCUGCAUAUUCUUG